AUGGUGACGCAAAGUAGUGGUGGGGGUGCUGCUGGUAGUAGUGGUGAGGAAGAUGCCAAACAUGUAUUGGAUGAAUUUGGGCAACAAGUGUACAAUGAAAAAGUGGAAAAGUAUGCUAAUUCUAAAAUAUAUAAAGAGGCGUUGAAAGGAGAUUUGUCACAAGCAUCAAUUUUGAGCGAAUUAGCUGGCACCUAUAAACCAUGUGCCCUUGAAUAUGAAUAUUAUAAGCAUACUAAUGGCGGUGGUAAGGGUAAAAGGUAUCCGUGUACAGAGUUAGGUGAAAAAGUAGAACCACGUUUUUCGGAUACACUUGGUGGUCAGUGUACUAACAAAAAAAUAGAAGGUAAUAAAUAUAUUAAAGGUAAGGAUGUUGGUGCUUGUGCACCAUACCGACGUCUACAUCUAUGUAGUCAUAAUUUGGAAAGUAUACAAACAAAUAAUUAUAAUAGUGGUAAUGCUAAACAUAAUUUAUUGGUAGAUGUGUGUAUGGCAGCCAAAUACGAAGGGGACUCAAUAAAAAACUAUUAUCCAAAGUAUCAAAGAACAUAUCCUGAUACUAAUUCUCAAUUAUGUACCGUGUUGGCACGAAGUUUUGCUGAUAUAGGAGAUAUCGUACGCGGUAAAGAUCUGUAUCUCGGUAAUCCACAAGAAAGUACACAAAGAAUAAUAUUAGAAAAUAAUUUGAAAGAUAUUUUCGCGAAAAUACAUAGUGACGUGAUGUCAACGAGCGGGAGUAAUGGGAGGGCGCUACAAAAACGCUACAAAGAUACUGAUAAUUAUUAUGAAUUGAGAGAAGAUUGGUGGGCACUUAAUAGAGACCAAGUAUGGAAAGCUAUCACAUGCAAUGCUGGGGGUGGUAAUAGAUAUUUUCGACAAACAUGUGGUUCAGGAGAAUGGGCUAAAGACAAAUGCCGGUGUAAGGACGACAAGGUCCCCACAUAUUUUGACUAUGUGCCACAGUAUCUUCGCUGGUUCGAGGAAUGGGCCGAAGAUUUUUGUAGAUUAAGGAAACAUAAAUUAAAAGAUGCUAAAAACAAAUGUCGUGGAGAUAGUGGUAACGAUAGAUAUUGUGAUCUUAAUAGGUAUGAUUGCACACAAACUAUUAGAGGAAAUGAACAUUUUGUUGAAAAGGAUGAUUGUAAAGGUUGUCAGUAUUCGUGCGCUCAUUUUGUGAACUGGAUAGAUAACCAAAAACUAGAAUUUGAAAAACAAAAAGAAAAAUAUACAAAAGAAAUUAAAAAAAAGCAUCCAACAACCAUAAUAAUAAAAACUGCAAAUCGAAAAACAACUAUUAAUAACUUAUAUGUAAAAGAAUUUUAUAAAAAACUUCAAGAGAAAUAUGGAGAUGUCGAAAAUUUUUUACAAAAAUUAAAUGAAGAACAAAUAUGCAAAAAUCAACCGUACAAUGAUGAAAGUAGUAUUGAUAUUAAUUUCAAAAGUAUUAAAGAUAUUGACAUAUUUUCUCAUACGGAAUACUGUCAAGCAUGUCCAUGGUGCGGGGCCAAACGUAAAGGUAAAGGAUGGGAACCUAAAGAAAAAACCUGUGGAAAAACAAAGACAUACGAUCCUAAGAAAACAACGAAUAUACCAAUACUUACCCCUUAUAUAUCACAGCAAAGUAUACUAAAAAAAUAUAAUAAAUUUUGUAAUGGUAAUGGUGGAAAUGGUGCACCUGCUACUGCAACUGGUGGUGGUCAAAUUAAAAAUUGGCAAUGUCAUUAUGAAGGUGAUAAUAAUGAUAAUUGUGUAGAAGGAGAAUGGAAAGAGUUUAAAGAGGGUAAAAACGUUAUGUCCUAUAAUGCUUUUUUUUGGAAGUGGGUUCAUGAUAUGUUAAUCGACUCUAUGCAAUGGAGAAAUGAACAUGGAAAUUGUAUAAAUAAAGAUAAUGACAACACAUGUAAAAAUUCAUGCAAAAGACCAUGUGAAUGUUUUAAAAGAUGGGUAGAUCAAAAAAAAAAAAACGAAUGGGAGGCAAUAAAAGACCAUUUUAAAAAGCAAAAUAUUGCAGCUGAAACACAAUGUGAUCCUGGCGUAACUCUUCAAUGGGUUUUGAUAUUAGACUUUUUGAAAGACGAAUCCACAGAAGAUAAGGAAAAUAAGGUGAGUGCAGAGGAGGCAAAGGAAAUAAAACACCUUCGCCAAAUGUUGCAACAAGCAGGCGUUGAUGAUCCUGCUGCUUUUGCUCGUCCGUGUACUGAAGAUGGUGUCGCUGAACAGGACACUAUAAUGGAUAAAUUGCUCAAUCGCGAAGAAAACGAUGCCACUGAAUGCAAAAAAUGCGACAAACCACCACCAGCACCCACUGCAGGAGAUCGUGGCCCUGGAGCCCGCGCCGACCCCCACGACGUCCAACAGCCACGACCUCCUGGUAGUGGCCCCGGCACGGACGCCAACGACGAAGACGAUGAUGACGAUGAUGACGAUGAUGACGAAGAAGACGGUGAAGCCAAAGAAGAAGAAGAAGACGAGGAAAAACAAGAGGACGUCCACCAGGAGGAAAAGGCAAAGAAGGAAGAACCACAAAAAGAGGAGGUGGCACGAACACCAAAAGACGAUGUAAAUGUGUGCAAUAUAGUGAACAAUGUGUUUACAGACGGCAGUAGUCUCCAAGCAGCGUGCUCUCUCAAAUAUGGCAAAAACGCACCCACAAGUUGGAAGUGUGUCACACCAAGUGGUAACACGAGUGACACCACUGUCAAAAGUGGUGACACCACCGGUGGUAGUAUUUGUGUGCCACCCAGGAGACGACGAUUAUAUGUCACACCACUAACGAGAUUGACAGGUGGUGACAGUACCACACAGGCGUCACAGGCGAGUGAGGUACAGACACAAGCACGUGGUAGUAACACGGAUAAGUCACCAGGUAGUAGUGAGGCAGCACAAGGUGACGGCGUGUCGAAAGACCCACAAAAGGCACUACUCAAAGCUUUUGUUGAGUCUGCAGCAGUUGAAACCUUCUUCCUAUGGGAUAGAUAUAAAAAAAUAAAAGAGAAGGAGAAAAAGGAAAAAAAGAAAACAUAUGAACAAAUAUAUGAAUCAACCGACUAUGACGAUGAAGAAAAAGAUCCACAAGAAGAAUUAAAAAAAGGAAUAAUCCCUGAUGAGUUUAAGCGUCAAAUGUUUUAUACGUUAGGUGACUACAAAGAUAUAUUAUACAGUGGUGAUACGGUGAAUGGUGGUAAUGAGGACAAAAUAAAAAAAGCUAUAAAUAACUAUUUUCAAAAAAUUCGUGAACAAUCUUCUAGUGAUAACAACCCAUCUCCUCGUAGUGUCAAAACCCCUUCAACUAGUGACAAGGACCCUCAAACCUGGUGGAAUGCACACGCCCCUUCCAUCUGGAAUGCUAUGGUAUGUGCUUUAACAUAUGAUACAAACAGUGGCGGAGAGGGCAAAACCACAACUAUUACGCAGGAUCCUAAUUUGAAAACUGCACUUUGGGACGAAAACGGCAAAAAACCCCUCAAAACCAAAUACCAAUAUGAUAGUGUCACAAUUGGUGCUAGUGGUGCCAAACCCCAAACCAAAGCCAAACCCACUGGUGGUGACACCCCCCUCACCCAAUUUGUGUUACGCCCCACCUACUUCCGAUACCUUGAAGAAUGGGGUCAAAAUUUUUGUAAAAAACGAACAGAGAUGUUGGAGAAAAUAAAAUAUGAGUGUAAAGUAGGACAAGGUCGUGGUGGUCGUAAACAAAAAACCCCACAAUGUAGUUGUUAUGGGGAAAAUUGUGACGAUCAGCUUGACGACAAUCCUAGUACUGAUGCGGAUUUAAAAUGUCCUGGUUGUGGAAGAGAAUGUAGAAAAUAUAAAAAAUGGAUAGAAAAAAAAAAAGAGGAAUUUACUAAACAAUCAAAUGUAUAUGAAGAACAAAAAACAAAAUGCCAAAAGGAAAGUAAGAGUGCUAAAGGUAAUAACCACGGUAAUGAAUUUUGUGGAACACAAGGAACGUGCGAUACAGCUGGAGACUUUUUAAAUAGGUUAAAAAGUGGACCAUGUAAAAAGGAGAAUGGAAAGGAUAAUCAAGAGGAUGAAAUAAAUUUUAAGGAUGAAGAUAAAACAUUUGGACAUGAAAAUUAUUGUGCUCCAUGUCCUGUAUUUAAAGAUAUAUGUAAAAAAAAGGAUUGCCGUAAUGCUUCUAACAAUAUGUGCAAUGGAAAAGAUUUUAUUACUGCAGAAGAUAUUAAAAUAAUGGACAGCAGUAGUGAAGAAGUUAAUAUGCUUGUGAGUGAUAACGAUACAAAUAAAUUUGAUGGUGGUUUAGACGCUUGUAAAGAUGCCCAUAUCUUUAAAGGUAUUAAAGAAAAUAAAUGGUCAUGUGGUAACGUAUGUGGUUAUAAUGUGUGUAAACCGAAAAAAGUUAAUGGGGAAAAAGGUAGUGGGGAAAACAAUGAUCAAAUUAUAACAAUUAGAGGUUUGGUUACACAUUGGGUACAAAAUUUUUUAGACGAUUAUAAUAAAAUUAGAACAAAAUUAAAGCCAUGUAGGAAUAAUGGUGAGGUAUCCAAAUGUAUAAAAGAUUGUGUGAAAAAAUGGGUAGAAAAAAAAACUGAAGAAUGGCCAAAAAUACGAGAUCGUUACUUGGAACCAUAUAAAAGUGAUGAUGGCUAUAACAAAAAAUCUUUGGUUAGAAGUUUUAUGGAGACCUUGAUACCUCUAAUGGAUCUUACAAAUGGUAAGGAAAAGAUUCAAGAAUUAAAUAAGUUCCUUAGGUCAUAUGAAUGUAAUUGCGCUGAUAACUCACAACAAAAAGGUGAUACACCAAAAGACAUCGUAGAAUGUUUGCUUGAAAAGCUUGAAGAUAAAGCAAACAAGUGUAAAACCCAAACUAGUGGUACCGACUGUCACCCCUCCACCCCCCUUGAAGAUGACGAUGAACCCCUUGAAGAAACAGAAGAAAAUACUGUGGAACAACCGAACAUUUGUCCAACAAAACAACCACAACCAGAGAAAGAAGACGGUUGUGAAGCAGCACCAACAACAGCAGAAGAAACGUCACCAACAGCAACUAGUGAAGGCACAGAGAACCAAUCCCCUCCACCUCCUCCUCCAGCACCAGCACCAGCACCAGCACCGGCACCAGAAAAAUCACAACCAAAAGAAGACAAAAAAGUGGAACCACAACCCAAACCACAACCAACAAACCCCCCCCCAAAUUUGUUCAACAACCCCGCUGUUAUACCCGCCCUCAUGUCUUCUACCAUCAUGUGGAGUAUUGGCAUCGGUUUUGCUGCAUUCACUUAUUUUCUUCUAAAGAAAAAAACCAAAUCAUCUGUUGGAAAUUUAUUCCAAAUACUGCAAAUACCCCAAAACGAUUAUGGAAUACCAACAUUGAAAUCCAAAAAUAGGUACAUACCAUAUAGAAGUGGUACAUAUAAAGGCAAAACAUAUAUUUAUAUGGAAGGAGAUAGCAGUGGAGAUGAAAAAUAUGCAUUUAUGUCUGAUACUACUGAUGUAACUUCCUCAGAAAGUGAGUAUGAAGAAUUGGAUAUUAAUGAUAUAUAUGUACCGCAUGCUCCUAAAUAUAAAACAUUAAUUGAAGUAGUACUUGAACCUAGUGGUAACAACACAACAGCUAGUGGUAAAAACACACCUAGUGAUACACAAAAUGAUAUACCAACUAGUGAUACACCACCACCCAUUACUGAUAAUGAGUGGAAUACAUUGAAAGAUGAAUUUAUAUCACAAUAUCUACAAAGUGAACAACCAAAGGAUGUACCAAAUGAUUAUAAAAGUGGUGAUAUUCCAUUGAAUACACAACCGAAUACUUUAUAUUUUAAUAAACCUGAAGAAAAACCUUUUAUUACUUCUAUUCAUGAUAGGGAUUUAUAUACUGGAGAACAAAUUAGUUAUAAUAUUCAUAUGAGUACUAAUACUAUGGAUGAUCCAAAAUAUGUAUCAAAUAAUGUAUAUUCUGGUAUAGAUUUAAUUAAUGACGCACUAAAUGGUGAUUAUGACAUUUACGAUGAAAUAUUGAAACGAAAAGAAAAUGAAUUAUUUGGAACAAAUCAUGUGAAACAAACAAGUAUACAUAGUGUUGCCAAACUAACAAAUAGUGACCCCAUCCACAACCAACUGGAACUAUUCCAUAAAUGGUUAGAUAGACAUAGAAAUAUGUGUGAAAAGUGGAAAAAUGAUAAUGAGCGGUUAGCCAAAUUAAAAGAAGAGUGGGAAAAUGAGACACAUAGUGGUAACACUCACCCUAGUGAUAGUAACAAAACGUUAAAUACUGAUGUUUCUAUACAGAUAGAUAUGGAUCAUGAAAAACGAAUGAAGGAAUUUACUAAUAUGGAUACUAUCUUGGAUGAUUUGAAAACAUAUAAUGAACCUUAUUAUGAUGUGCAAGAUGAUAUUUAUUAUGAUGUAAAUGAUCAUGAUGCAUCAACUGUGGAUAGUAAUAAUAUGGAUGUUCCCAGUAGAGUACAAAUUGAAAUGGAUGUAAAUACGAAAUUGGUGAAAGAGAAAUAUCCUAUAGCCGAUGUAUGGGAUAUAUAA
Plasmodium falciparum 3D7 is the source of this 6492-nucleotide messenger RNA. Its product is annotated as erythrocyte membrane protein 1, PfEMP1. The record is from RefSeq and is a predicted model, not a curated record. The coding region runs from base 1 to 6492 and encodes 2163 amino acids. Gene Ontology annotation, cellular component: membrane. The transcript is spliced from 2 exons. Gene Ontology annotation, molecular function: host cell surface receptor binding. Lineage: Eukaryota; Apicomplexa; Aconoidasida; Haemosporida; Plasmodiidae.